Cryptomeria japonica (Japanese cedar) is the source of this 2605-nucleotide messenger RNA. RefSeq names its product L-type lectin-domain containing receptor kinase I.9-like. The transcript has 6 exons. The record is from RefSeq and is a predicted model, not a curated record. NCBI's taxonomy places the organism in Eukaryota, Viridiplantae, Streptophyta, Pinopsida, Cupressales, Cupressaceae. Bases 1130 to 1588 code for a protein of 152 amino acids.
UAGCGGUGGCCAGCAAGAUAGGACAAGAUCGCUUUCUGACUACCGUGGGAGCUAACUGCUUAAGAGUAGAAAAUUGAUCUUUCAAAUUAUCCGAUAGGUACUUGAGGAUCAAUCUAUUGUCGAUUUUCUUUCGAGGGUUUUCUUUUGGGGGGUAAAGUUUUGGGUGUUUAAGAAAACUUAUUCGAUUAUAAUACGGAGUAAUCUAAUUAUUUAGUUUUGGCGUGGUUUUAUGCAGCUUUGAUUAUAUAGGUAUAAAGAUGAUUGAUCCUUCAACCAGUACUGCUUCUCCUCCUAGUGGCAGUACUGGAUCAUGUUCUAGCAGCGGUUCUACGAAUAUUUUACCCGUUGAUGUGCUAGCCCUCGAAGGUUGCAUUGAUGAAGUUUUGUCUUCUCUUACGGACAAGGGGCUGAGGUGUAAAUUGCUUGAAAGUGGUAUGAAACUAAGGGAUAUAGUGCAGCCUGUCGCAUCCGAUUUUUCGAAAUUAUUUGAGUCCAUUUCAGAGGGUGCAAAAAUAAUUUCGGAUCAGAAAUCCUCUUCCUCAAAGCUUUCUAGUGAAGCACAAUCGGUGGCCUUGGAUACAGUGAAACAACUGGGAAAUGUUCAUUGGGCUGCGAUUGGGCUUUUAGCAAUAGCUAAUGUUCUUGAAAGAUUCGACAAAAUUUCUACAAACGAUAGAGAUUGCUUGGACCUUCUGAAACUGAUGCUGGACCUAGCUAAAUUUCUAAAGCAGCUCAAAGACAUGAAUGCCGACUCCCACAAAGAACUUUCAGAAAAAAUGAACGAGGCGCUUCAUUUGAUUGUUAGUGGUGCAAUCUUGUAUCGUUCCUUUAUCGCGUACAAGAAAAUGUUGAAGUAAAAUGACUAAUCCAAAAUAAAUGCUUUACUUCUGUAAAGUUACGUAUUUAAACUGAGGAAAGGAAUUUGAUAUGAUGUUAAGUUAGAGUUGCAUUAGACGUUAUUAAAUUGAAUAUCUAACAUGCUGAAUUGAAUAUCUAACAUGCUGAAAUGAAGUAAAGGUUCUUCUUCACAACGAAAAUCCGUGACGAGCUUAUCUACAUACGGAGAAAGGCGGAUAGUAUAAUAAGCCAGCUGAGUCUGCAGUUGCAAGUUAAGAUUGCCUCUUUCUAUAUGUCACAGCAACAGCCAUACCGUAAUGUUGCAGGUGGACUUCCUUCUGAGCGAUCAACCACCACUGAAGAAAUUUUUCAGUGUGACAUGGAGAAUGCAGCCCAAACAGAGACAUUUGCAGCCGACACAAACGGCGUCUCUGGAGUGAACGAAAGGAAAAUAGACGAAGCAAGUCAUUGGAAAGAUAGGCCUCAAAAAACAAAGAGGCUUUUACCCACUUUUUUCAGGUUCCCUACAUGUCCUACAAAGCUUAGAGAAUGCAGAUCUCAAUAUCAGAGAAAUCAAAAGACUGUUGCAGGAGCCAUUUUUGUGUGGAAAAGAAACAAGCACGGAGACUUUAUAGAAGAAUGGGAGAAAGAGUUUUGGCCUCACAGAUUUAACUACAAAGACUUGCAUAUUGCAACCAAAGGCUUCGGAGAAGAACAAGUUCUGAGCUAUGGAGGUUCCAGUCGGGUGUAGAAAGGAGUCCUACGUUCUAACGGCCUCGAAAUUGCUGUAAAAUCUAUGUUUAGAGAAAGCAGCGAUGCCGUGAAGGAAUUCAUUGCAGAGAUUUCAAGUCUGGGACGUUUACAGCACCGGAAUAUUGUGCAAAUCAGAGGUUAUUGCAGGAGGGGAACAAAUUUAUUCAUAGUGUAUGACUACAUGGCAAAUGGAAGCUUGGACAUGAUGAUAUUUGGGAAGAGGAAAAGUGUGCUGGCAUGGGCUCAGAGGUACAAAAUUCUAAGGGACGUGGGCGCAGGAUUGCUGUAUCUUCACGAAGGGUUGGACAAAAUAAUAGUGCACAGACAUAAAAUCCAGCAACGUUUUGUUGGAUUUUAACCUUAAUGGAAAGCUGGGCGACUUCGGGCUUGCUCGUCUGUACGAACAUACAGAAAACCCACCAACAACUCGAGUGGUGGGUACGCUUGGGUACAUUGCACCGGAGCUCUUACACACCGGAAAGGCAGCUCCUAGUGUAGAUGUCUUCAGCUUUGGUAUUUUAAUGCUGGAGGUUGCCUGCGGAAGGAGGCCUGUGGAUCCCUCUCUCGAUCCUUCCCAAAUGGUAAUGUUAGAUUGGGUAAGAGAUCUGCAUGCCGAAGGAAGGCUCAUGGAUGCAGCUGAUCCAAGUCUUGCUGGUGGAUAUGUUGAAGAUGAGAUGAAGAAAGUGCUCAAAUUAGGACUGCUGUGCUGUAAUUCUCAGCCCGAGGUGAGACCUACGAUGAGAAAAGUAUUGCAGAUAAUUGAAGGGAAAGUUUCUCUUCUCACCUUAACUACAUAUGAGAUGUGCGAAGGAAGCAGUUGAUAUCCAAGUCCGACCAACUCUUCCCCGUCUCACAUGAGAUCAAAUCUAGUCUACUAAACUGCAGGGCUUAAAAAUAGGAUUUUUUAAAUAUAGAAUAUCUUCUGCGUUGACGACCGGUCGUUUCCCCGUCUGGCAUGAGAUCAACUCUAGUCUACUAGACUGCAUGUCUUUUUUAAGAGUUAUGAGUAUGUAUA